AACAUGAGUUUUUGGAUGUAAAUAAUGGUAUAUUCGACAUUUUUUUGUGAUAUUUUUGUGUUUAAUUUCAUCAAACUAGCCUGGAUAUUUCCUGCAGUAUGAUUUUUGUAACGUAUUGAACAAAAUUAGCACUGGAAUAACUUUUCGUCCCUCACCAUUCUGAAAUGUCUUCCUCCGCACCAGGGGGGUUGGAAGGCCCUUUCAAAUUUCCGAACAGCCCUGAGCCUCAAAGUUCUAGCUCUUCAUUUGUCGUGCCUUACAUAGAAGAAGAAAGACCGGAAAGCCCGGCAAAGCAUGGACUGGACGAAAAGGACUUCGAGAAAUUAGUUUUAGGAAGUGACUUUGUUGAUGAAUCAAAUGUAGAUGAAGACUGCAAUGUAGCACAAGAAUUAAAAAAGUAUAAAUACAAUAUCUUUGUUUUGAGCUCUGCUGGCAAACCUGUCUAUUCUCGGUACGGGAAUGAAGAUAAAUUAAGUACCCUGUUUGGAGUUAUGCAAGUUCUAGUUUCUUUUAUUCAAGACUCAAAUGAUGUCUUGAAGUCUAUACGAUGCAAUGGCUGUACCUUUACAUUUUUAUCCAAAGGUCCUUUAAUUCUAGUCUCUGUUGCUAAAACUCAACAAAGUGAUACUCAGUUGUUGUCACAACUUACGUAUGUAUAUAACCAAGUUAUUAGUGUAGUAACACUAUCUCGACUGACAAAGAUAUUUGAACAAAAAUGCAAUUAUGACCUAAGGCGCUUACUUUCUGGAUCUGAGCGUUUGAUUGACCAGUUAUUAGUUUUUAUGGAAACAGAUUACGCUUUCCUUUUAGGUGCCGUUCGCGUUUUGCCUCUUGCGCCAACAGCAAGGGAUGAUAUAUCCAAUAUUAUCGUAUCAGCAUGUUCCAAAAUUAAAAAUCUUGUUUUUGCUCUACUGAUUGCAAAUAAUCAACUUAUAACCUUGGUUAGAAUGAAAAAGUAUGAAUUACAACCGUCAGAUUUACACUUGUUAUUUAAUUUAGUCAAUUCUUCGGAAUCGUUUAAAACAGCCGAAAGCUGGACUCCAAUUUGUCUUCCUUUAUUCAAUCCAAGUGGAUUCCUUCAUUGUCAUGUUUCAUAUUUAUCAGAAGAUUGUCAAGCUUGCCUUAUGUUGUUGACUGUAGAUCACGACUUAUUCUACACUUUAUCCACAGCUAAACAAAAAAUAGUUGAGACUUUAAGGCGGAAAGGUAGUCUGAAAGAUAUCAACGAUGCUCUAGCUCUCAAGCCGAUUUCAGCCUCAGAACUUGGCAUUUACGGAUUGAGGCAUUUCAUGUGUAAGAGUAGAAAACACCCACAAUUUUGGAGUUCAAGAGUUGACACCCCGUACGAUACGCCAGAGGAAGUGGAACAUCUUAUGUCGCUGUAUCAGAAUUUGCACCAACAUGUCCAUCAUCCCACUCGACCCUUGAAACUCUGUUACCAACAAAUGGAUUCAGAGAUAAUGCUAGGCCAUAUAACCGCAGAGUAUGAGUUCUACUUCACUUUUGAACCUCUAGUCACAAAAUCAGAUGCAAUCAGCGCUGCUGGUAGACUGCCCAGUGUUUGGCUAAAAGACGAUGAGGAGAAGAAAAAGUUUAUUUUCACUGAUCCAACAUUCUAGUGAUUCCUGUAUCAGCUAAGUCUAAAUGUUUCAUUCCAAAUUGUAUUACUAGCUUUCCCGAUCAAUAUGCAUUUUAAUAGACAAGCCCUUGUCUUUACGCAUUUACUAGCUCUCAGUUUUUUUGAGCUCCUAUAAUUAUCUCGAAUCUUUGUCCUAGCAUGGAAAAUCCAUGUCUAAUUUUUUGAGUAAUGUGAGUGGGUUAUCUUAUUUGAGUCUCCACACCGUGCCAUGAAGAGAGAAGUACAUUAGCAAAUUCCUGCUGUUAUGAAAUGUGACAGGAGUAUGAUUUUUCUCAACUCGCAGGGUUUUGAGCCCUGCCUAGUUUUCGAAUUAUAAAAGUCCAGGAAUUAGACUCAAAAAAGGCAGGAGAAGAAAAUACAAUUUUAAAUGAAAGAAUCUCUACUGCUAAAAGUUUAAAGACUGUACACUGUGCACUAAUACAUGGCAUGAAAGUAUGUGGACCUAUUUGUAGAGAAUGAUCAUGAAAACUACUAUAUUGGAAAUCACAUACUCAUGUGAGAACAGUUUUUAUAUCUGAAAAAAGAUACUUGAGUUUGCGUUAUUGUUGUGUGCUUCUUGUACCAACAUGUAAGGUAUGAUUGCAGCCAAAUAUCAUAUUUAAACUGAUUUAUCAACUGCUUUGAGUCGCCAAGAAUGAUAUUGCUGCUUUUCAAAUCUUCAGAGAAACCUAUGGUGUCUCUCUAAUUAUUAAGACAGAUUUUGAAUACACAGAUCUAACUUUCGAUAGCUCUGAAUAAAAAAGAAAGAAAAUAGGCUUCCGGAAAUUUGAAAUGGAACACCUAUUUUUUUAUAUUUUUUUUUUUUACUUUGUGAGGCCCCUUGCCCCCCACAGGAAUGGAGUAUCCUUUUCUUUAUUUACUGUGAUUUUUGAAUCAGCAAGAUUUUUAACUAGCAAGGCUCUAUGUAAGCAUAAAAAUAUGCUACUUUCUUUAGUUGCAUUUUCGAAAAGACAACUUUUUUUUCUUUGUGAACCAAAUUUUCCGAUUAAAGUCCAAAAAUGUGCAUCAGAUUGUGAGGUGUACAUCUUCGCUCUUGUUCCAUUUUUCUUACCAGAAAACUAACCAACAGUUUCUACCGAAUUUUUCCAUGAUAAUGUUUCAUGUAUUGAACAUUAAUGAAUUCUCUUUCGAAAAAUUAUAUUUAAUUGCAAAAAAAAUUUAAAACGAGUUUAUUCUGGAAAAAAUAAAGAUACAUAAUAGGAGAUUUUUUAACGCCACAAUGGGUCUUUUGCAUGAUCUUGGGAUGAGUGAGAGAGAAAUUAGUUUUUAAUGCAUUUAUUAUAAAAGUAACGAUUUUUAUCGUUAAAAAGUUUAAAGUUGAGUGUCAAGUAUCAUAAUUAAAACUCGAAAUUUGAAGUUUAAAUUUACGAUUUUCAUAGGCUGAACUCCACUGAACAAUGCGUCACAAAUCACGAAUCUAAUGCCAACUAUUAGCAGUUGCCAUCAGAUUAUUUGCAAUUCUGCUCAUGGAUUAUUUCGCUCCUCAAUCCUCAUGAUUCCUCAGCUCUUAAAAAAAUGUUCUUCGUAUUUACGGAGGUGCGGCGAAUUUUUGAAAUAUAAACGGAGGUUGAUGAAAUCAGAAAUAUCGAUUGUGACCAUUUUCCUGCAUAAAGUGAUAAAAAUAAUGCAGGGUGCAGUCGGUGUUCUGCAAGUCUGGGUAUUUUAGGGCAGCCAUUUGAAUUGUUGAAUGAGAGGUCAGAUCCAGGCACACAUAUUAGAACUCAUCUGGUGUGUAAAACAGCAGUAUGUAUUUCAGCAGCCUGGAACAACAUGACACGCAUAAGAAUUGCAAGCCAGCAUGAUUAAAAGUUCAAGAUAACCUGCGCUGCUCGAUUCUGUUGUUACAAUAAAAGUCAACAACAUUGCCGCCUGAUAGCACUGAUGUUUGUUGCGAGAAAAUAUUUGAAAAAAAUUCCUUACUUACUCUUUUAUCUCAUAGACCAUGAGGGUGAAUUGAAAGAAAUGUGUGCACGUGACCCAUUGUGGUGCGAAUUUUUCCGCAUUAAGCCAUCGAAAUAGUGGAGGAUAGUACGCUAAAGUUAACCACUGAGAAUAGCUUAGUCCCUAAUAUGGACCCCAAAGGAGGAUUUUUUGUCGUAUCACCUCUCCAGUUGUGCUCAUUCAUGAAGUAAAAUUCAAGAUGUCACCCUCCAAACAUCACAAUGUAAGAGGCUGAUUUUUCUGCUAACCUCCUAAGUGAAGAUAAGGGCUGUUUACCUGUGUUGUAUUAUAAAUCAUCCAUCUCGCUUUCAUCGAAUAAUUGUGUGAUUUCUGUCGUUUUGUUCUAAACAAAGUCUCAAAUUUUUUGUGCAUUCCGUUUUCUGUAACAGUUCGUAUGUUGCACUGCUGAACUUUAUUUUUUUAUGAAUUUCUGUAGGUAAUUAACAUUCGCUAAAAGUGUUCUUGUCUCUUGUUAAAAAAGUAUUUUAUUAAAUCAUAAUUUCAAACCUUUA
Messenger RNA from Bemisia tabaci, 4092 nucleotides. RefSeq names its product vacuolar fusion protein MON1 homolog (gene Mon1). NCBI's taxonomy places the organism in Eukaryota, Metazoa, Arthropoda, Insecta, Hemiptera, Aleyrodidae. Gene Ontology annotation, biological process: endosome to lysosome transport via multivesicular body sorting pathway; protein targeting to vacuole. The record is from RefSeq and is a predicted model, not a curated record. Gene Ontology annotation, cellular component: Mon1-Ccz1 complex.